Eruca vesicaria subsp. sativa (arugula) is the source of this 4870-nucleotide messenger RNA. Lineage: Eukaryota; Viridiplantae; Streptophyta; Magnoliopsida; Brassicales; Brassicaceae. The record is from the annotation of a GenBank genome assembly.
AUGGGUCAUUCUCAUUUCCUUCUUCUUUUUACCUUGUCUUUUGUGUCUUUGAGGUUUUGUUUGUCUGUGGAUGACGUACUUUCAUUCUCUACCAACCUCAAAGACUCAGAGACGCUCGUCUCCAGCCCAAAUACUUUCAGGUUUGGAUUCUUCAGUCCUGUUAACUCCACGGGUCGCUACGCUGGAGUUUGGUUCAAUAACAUUCCUGUCCAGAAGCAGGCCGUGGUUUGGGUAGCUAACAAAGACAGCCCGAUCAACGACUCUUCCGGUGUGAUUCUUAUAUCCAAAGACGGGAAUCUCGUUGUCAUGGAUGGUCGUGGACAUGUUCACUGGUACACAAACCUCUCAAGAACACUAGGAUCUCCUAACACCACAUACGCAAAACUUCUCAGUACAGGGAACCUUGAAGUACUUCAAGGGGAUAAGAAACUGUGGGAGAGUUUCUCACAUCCUCAGAACGCAUUCUUGCCAACAAUGACAAUCUCCACCGACGCAACAACAGGGAAGAGACUCAUGCUUAGAUCAUGGAAAAGCCUCUCUGAUCCUUCACCAGGACGCUACUCAGCAGGUGUGAUUCCCUUACCAUUUCCAGAGCUUGCCUUAUGGAAAGACGGUCUUAUGUUAUGGCGUAGCGGCCCGUGGAAUGGUCAAAACUUUCUCGGAUUACCGGAAAGGGACUCACGUAUCAAUCUUUACGGGUUUCAACUUGCUAAUGACAACAGAGGAUCUGUCUCCAUGUUGUUUGGUUAUAACCAGUCAAUGUAUCAUUUCCUCUUGGACACCGAAGGGCACGCGAUGGAGAAGUACUGGAGCAAGGCUAACCAAGAGUGGAGUAUGGGGUUGAUGUUUCCGAUAAACUGUGAUAUCUAUGCUAAGUGUGGCCAGUUCACUAGUUGCAAAUCUGGUUUAGAUCCGCCUUGCAAGUGUAUUAAAGGGUUUGAGCCACGGAGUUUAGACGAGUGGAACAGAGGGAACUGGACUCAGGGAUGCGUAAGAAAGACGCUGUUGCAGUGCCAGAGAGGCAACAAUAGUGGAAGUAACGAGGGAGAUGGGUUUUUAGGAUUGAAGAAGAUGAAAGUUCCCAACAAUCCACAGAGGUCUGAAGUCAAUGAGCAGGACUGUCCUGGAAGCUGUCUGAGAAACUGUUCUUGUACUGCUUACUUUUAUGAUAAAGGAUUGGGAUGUCUUCUUUGGAGUGGAGAACUGAUCGAUAUGCAAGAGUUUUUGGGUUCUGGGGUUACUCUUCACGUCCGUGUAGCUGGUUCAGAGCUCGAAACCUCAAGCAAUCGAUCACUUGUGAUUCUAAUCACUAUGGUAGGAAGCACGUUUCUUGUCGCUGUAAUUGUUCUUUUAGUACUGAGGAAGGUAGCUAAACGUAGAGGUCAGAAGAAGAAUAGAAACGCGAGGUUACUGUUUGAGAGGAUGGAAGCUUUAAAUAGCAACGAGUCUGGAGCCAUCGCUGUGAAUCAAAACAAGCUUAAAGAGCUACCGUUGUUCGAGUAUCAAGUUUUAGCUGCAGCUACCGAAAAUUUCGCUGUCACAAACAAACUAGGGGAAGGAGGCUUUGGUUCCGUUUACAAGGUUUGCUUCAUUAACCCGGUGAAGCAAAGACUUCUUGACUGGAAGACUCGGUUUAACAUAAUAGAUGGGAUUUGCAGAGGUCUUAUGUACCUUCACAGAGAUUCAAGACUUAGGAUCAUACACAGAGAUUUAAAAGGCAGUAAUAUCUUGCUAGAUGAGAAUCUAAACCCGAAGAUAUCAGAUUUUGGGCUUGCUAGGAUCUUCCGGGGGGAUGAGGAUGAAGCUAGCACGCUAAGAGUGGUUGGAACAUAUGGUUAUAUGGCACCUGAGUAUGCAUUAGGAGGGCUAUUCUCAGAGAAAUCAGAUGUUUUCAGCUUAGGAGUCAUAAUCUUGGAGAUUGUGAGUGGAAGAAGAAACUCAAGCUUUAACAAUGAUGACCAGAAUCUGAAUCUCUCAGCUUAUGCAUGGAAACUAUGGAAUGAUGGCGAGGCCACCACUCUUGUGGAUCCUGUCAUCCUUGAAGAGUGUUUUGAAAACCAAAUACGAAGAUGUGUGCACAUCGGACUAUUGUGUGUACAAGAUCACGCUAAUGAUAGACCGAGUGUUUCAGCGGUAAUUUGGAUGCUAAGUACAGAGAACUCAAAUCUUCCUGAGCCAAAGCAGCCAGCGUUUAUAGCUAGAAGGGUCUCGCCAGACGCUGAAUCACCUUGGCAUAGUGACCAAAGAGCAUCCGUUAACGAUAUGAGCAUCACAGAAAUCACAGGACAAACAAACAUAAAAAUGAAGAUUGUCUUUGUCAUCUUCUUUUGCUCCCUGCUCCAAUCCUGUAUCUCCAAUGAUACAAUCAUGAGAAGACAGUCAUUGAAAGAUGGUGAAGUCAUACUCUCUGAAGGGGGGAGAUUCGCCUUUGGAUUCUUAAGCCUCCGGGGUUCGCAGCUCCGGUAUGUUGGAAUAUGGUAUGCUCAAAUCUCUGAGCAGACUGUUGUAUGGGUUGCAAACAGAGACCAUCCUAUUAAUGACACAUCCGGUGUGGUAAAGUUCAGCAGCAGAGGCAAUCUAUGUGUCUAUGCAUCAUCAGUUAAUGGAACAGAGCCUCUCUGGUCAACUAAUGUUUCCGAUAGUAUCUUGCAACCAACUUUAGUUGCAAGACUCUCUAAUAUAGGAAACCUUGUUCUACUUGAUUCACUCACAGGGAGAGGCUUUUGGGAGAGCUUUGAUCAUCCUACAGACACUUUUCUCCCCUUUAUGAGGUUAGGUUUCACUCGAAAAGACGGUUUAGAUCGGUUUCUGACAUCAUGGAGAUCUCCUAACGACCCUGGCUCCGGAAACCAUACAUUUCGCAUGGACCCUAGAGGGUUUCCACAGAUGAUUCUACACAAGGGUAUGAUCCAAUGGUGGCGUACCGGUUCAUGGACCGGGCUGAGAUGGAGCGGUAUGCCUGAAAUGAACAGAGGAUACAUUUUCAACAACUCGUUUGUGAAUAAUCAAGACGAGGUAUCAUUCACUUACGGUGUGACUGAUGCUUCAGUCAUAACGAGAAUGAAAGUGAACGAGAGAGGAACCUUACAACGGUUCACAUGGAUCGCUAGGGACAAGAGAUGGAACGAGUUCUGGUCUGUUCCUAAACAGGAAUGCGACUACUACGCACACUGUGGGGUUAACGGUUUCUGCGAUCCCACGAGCUCAGAGACGUUUGAGUGCACGUGCUUACCUGGUUUUGAGCCUAAGUAUUCUCGGCACUGGUUCUUGAGGGACUAUACUGGAGGUUGUUCAAGGAAAAACAGAACUUCAGUGUGCCGUGAGGAAGACGGGUUUGUGAAGUUAACGCACGCAAAGAUUCCUGACACUGCAAAUGCAAGUGUGGCUAUGAACGUAACGUUGAAGGAGUGUAAACAGAGGUGCUUAGGUAACUGCUCUUGUGUCGCUUACGCAAGCGCUUACCAUGAAGGUGUGGGAGGAGAAAAAGGGUGCUUGACAUGGCAUGGUGAUAUGUUGGAUACGAGGACAUAUUUGAAUUCUGGACAAGAUUUCUACAUACGUGUAGACAAGGAAGAGUUAGGUAACCAUUAUGUUUCCAUUACAACGAAGAGAAUGACACGAAACUACCUAUUUAAAACAUUCUCAACUGCAGAGUCAAACAUGCUUAGAAGAUCUUCAACAACCUUCUCCAUGGUAUCUUUUGAUUUUGAAGACUCAUUUAAAUUUGAAGAUGACAAGCCCGGAAACAGGGAGUUACCUCUCUUUGAUCUCAACACGAUCGCGGCAGCCACAGAUAACUUUUCUCCUCAUAACAAGCUUGGAGCUGGUGGUUUUGGACCUGUUUAUAAGGGCGUGUUACAAAACGGUAUGGAGAUAGCAGUAAAGAGGUUGUCGAAAAACUCAGGGCAAGGAAUGGAAGAGUUCAAGAACGAGGUCAAGUUGAUAUCAAAGCUGCAGCAUCGAAAUCUCGUGAGGAUCUUAGGAUGUUGCGUCGAGCUGGAAGAGAAGAUGUUGAUAUACGAGUACUUACCAAACAAGAGCCUAGACUAUUUCAUCUUCAAUGAAGAGCAGAGAGCGGCGUUGGAUUGGCCAAAACGGAAGGGAAUCAUCCGAGGUAUAGCUCGUGGAACAAUGUAUCUUCAUCAAGAUUCAAGACUGAGGAUAAUCCACAGAGACCUCAAGGCCAGCAAUAUACUUCUUGACAACGAACUGAUUCCUAAGAUUUCGGAUUUUGGCAUGGCUAGAAUCUUUGGAGGCAACCAAAUCGAAGGAUGCACAAAUCGGGUCGUUGGAACAAUUGGAUAUAUGUCACCUGAGUAUGCAAUGGAGGGUCACUUCUCUGUUAAAUCCGACGUCUACAGCUUUGGAGUAUUGAUGUUAGAGAUCAUAAGUGGAAAGAAAAACAGUGCUUUCCACGAGGAAUCAUCAAACCUUGUAGGACACAUUUGGGACCUAUGGGAAAAAGGUGAAGCAAAAGACAUCAUAGACAACUUAAUGGACCAAGAGAGUUAUGAUGAGGGCGAGGUGGUGAAGUGCAUACACAUUGGGUUGCUUUGUGUGCAAGAAAACGCUUCGGACAGAGUAGAGAUGUCCUCUCUUCUCAUCAUGUUGGGUCAAAACGCUAGUGAUCUUCCAAAUCCGAAGCUUCCUGCGUUUACUGCAGUGAGAAGGAGAGGCCGAGAGAAUGUUGCUUUGCUCAUUGCAGAACCUGGUACUUCUGUUAAUGACAUCACCUUCACUGAUGUUCAAGGUCGUUAAGAACCUUACUAUAGUACUAAUUGCAAACUAAAACAUAAUUACAUUAAUUAAGAUGUCUGGAAAAGUUUGCAUAAGUAAAGAUGUAUUGGCUUCUCUUUGUGGUAUUGUUUUU